Messenger RNA from Felis catus (domestic cat), 847 nucleotides. It is a transcript of the gene DEFB128, whose product is annotated as defensin beta 128. Bases 137 to 715 code for a protein of 192 amino acids. Gene Ontology annotation, cellular component: extracellular region. The transcript is spliced from 3 exons. The record is from RefSeq and is a predicted model, not a curated record. Lineage: Eukaryota; Metazoa; Chordata; Mammalia; Carnivora; Felidae. Gene Ontology annotation, biological process: innate immune response.
UCCCAGCCCCCGGGUCAACCCGCUAUCGCGUCCUCUGGAUGACCUCCUCCAACCACAGGUCGCAGCCCCAGCCCCCCCUCCGUGACUGUACUUGAAUGUGGGGCCUCUAAGGAAGUGCUUACGGAUAAAUGAGGCCAUGAGGGCGGGGCUCGUAUCCUUUAGGAUUAGGUUCCUUGUAAGAAGAGACCCCAGAACCAAGCCCCCUGUCCGCCCUGUGAGGACACAGCCGGAAGAUGGCCAGGAGGGCUCUUUCCAGAAACCCACCCUGCCAGCCCUGGAUCGGUGCCUUCCAGCCUCCAAAACUCUCAGGAGAUUCGUGGUCGAUGGAGGUACUGAUUUCUUUUGGAAUCUGGAGGAUGGCCAGUGGAUGACCAUUGCUGGAAGGUCAGACACUCCACUGGAGGACCAAUUAACAAACCAGGAAUUGAGAGUGGAUAGAAGAGAACAGCUCUCCCAAUGCAAAAGAAAUUCAUGCCCAAAUACGGCACGACCCAGGAAAUGCUUUAGUAAUAUAACAGGCUACUGCCGGAAGAAAUGCGAGAUGGGGGAAAUCUAUGAAGUGGCAUGUCGAAAUGGGAAAUUAUGUUGUGUUAAUGAAGGCGAAAACAAAAAACACAAGAAAGCCCCAAAGUCGCCUUCCUUUUUGGUACAGCCUGAUGGGAAGAUGGACUAUGUUAUUUUACCCACUACCACACUUCUUACAAUCCAGAUAUGAAUCAGGGGCUGGCUCCACUGGUCUCCACUCUUCUUAAACCCAAAACGCCACCUCUUCCGACAUCCUGGGGCAAGAGAUGUAUCUACUUCUUCUGUGACCUUGAUUCUCCACAUAAUAAAGUUUUUUUUUUUU